Messenger RNA from Aspergillus calidoustus, 3212 nucleotides. NCBI's taxonomy places the organism in Eukaryota, Fungi, Ascomycota, Eurotiomycetes, Eurotiales, Aspergillaceae. The record is from the annotation of a GenBank genome assembly.
GGCCUUUUUAAACAACACUAGCGUGGUUUGGUACGGUUGCCCAGAACCACCCACGGCGCUGCAACCUGGCCUCAAACAGCUCCAAACGCCCACAACACCUGCUGGAACAUCCCCCGCAUUAGCCUCCGGACAGCAACAGUCGUCGGCAAUUCACCCUUGAACGAAAGGACAUGCUCCGAGGGGCUUCUUCUAUUGCAUAGUUUGGUUAUCGAAGGCAGAUCUUGAUUCGGUUCAUCGAUUCGGCCAAUUCCAGCUUCUUCUCCGAUUUGCCGGCAACAUGGACUACGAGGCCCUCAAGGACCAGUGGAGCGACGUCGAGGAUCGCGAUGGAAUCAGGUUGAGCUGGAAUACGUUUCCAAGCUCUCGCAUGGAAGCGUCCCGUCUCGUCGUCCCCAUCGGUGCUAUCUACACUCCUCUCAAGGAGAGACCAGAUGCUCCUCUUUUACAAUAUGAGCCAGUGACCUGCAAAGCCCCCUGUCGGGCAGUCUUGAAUCCCUACGCCAAUGUUGACGUCCGCGCUCGCAUUUGGAUCUGUCCCUUCUGCCUCAUGCGCAACCCCCUUCCUCCGCAUUACAAGGAUAUCACAGAGAGCACGAUACCUCCGGAGCUCCACCCCAUGAGCACAACCAUUGAGUACCAACUGGCUCGCCCCGCCCCCGCCCCUCCCAUCUUCGUGUUUGUUGUCGACACAUGCCAGGACGAGGACAGCCUGAAGGCUGUAAAGGACUCUUUGAUUAUGAGCUUGUCUCUGCUGCCUCCCAAUGCUCUGGUCGGGUUGGUUACCUUUGGCACUAUGGCACAAGUUCACGAGCUCGGAUACGCCGAGUGCGCCAAAUCCUACGUCUUUAGGGGUAGCAAGGACUACAACGCGAAGCAAGUGCAGGAAAUGCUUGGGCUCGCCUCUGGAGUCCGUCCGAAUGUGCCGAACAUACCCCAACAGCCUGCUCGCCCACCACUUGGCGCUGCGGCACGAUUCCUCCUCCCCGUUCAACAAGCGGAGUUCCAAAUCACAAACAUGCUCGAGCAGCUGCAGCGUGACCCAUGGCCUGUAGCCAACGACAAACGCCCCCUGAGGUGCACUGGCGUUGCCCUCAGUGUCGCUGUCGGUCUUCUCGAAUCAUCCUUUCAGAAUGCGGGAGCUCACAUCAUGCUCUUUACAAGCGGACCGGCAACUGAGGGCCCAGGUCUAGUCGUUAGCCCUGAACUGAAGGAGCCCAUUCGCUCCCAUCACGACAUUGACCGCGAUAAUAUCAAGUACUAUAAAAAGGCAUUGAAGUACUACGAUGCCUUGGCCAAGCGCGCUGCCAACAAUGGCCACGUAAUCGACGUAUUUGCAGGAUGCCUUGACCAAGUCGGUCUUUUGGAAAUGAAGAACCUUGCCAACUACACUGGAGGUCAUAUGCUGCUCACUGACAGCUUCACAUCAUCUCAGUUCAAGCAAUCUUUCGUCCGAGUCUUUGACAAGGACGCAAACGACAACCUUCUCAUGGGAUUCAAUGCAUCCCUCGAGGUUCUUACAACAAAGGAGCUCAAGGUUACUGGGCUUAUUGGCCAUGCUGUUUCUCUCAACAAGAAAUCGAGCUCCGUGGGUGAGACAGAGUGCGGUAUUGGCAACACUUGUGCUUGGAAGAUGUGUGGCAUUGACCCAUCAUCAAGCUACGGUAUCUAUUUCGAAAUCGCCAACCAAGGCGGACCUGCAGCUGUGCAACAAGGACCUCAGCGGGGCAUGAUGCAGUUCUUGACUUACUACCAACAUUCGUCCGGACAUUUCCACCUCCGUGUCACAACUGUCGCACGAAACCUGAGCGGUCCCGCUGGAGAUCCUACCCUCGCACAGUCCUUUGACCAGGAGGCUGCCGCGGUCCUCAUGGCGCGUAUUGGUGUCUUCAAGGCUGAGGUUGAUGACGGCCCAGAUGUUCUUCGAUGGGUUGAUCGCAUGCUCAUCCGACUUUGCUCGCGCUUUGCGGAUUACCGCAAGGAUGACCCGACUUCAUUCAGACUCGAGAAGAACUUUACCCUGUACCCUCAGUUCAUGUUCCACCUCCGUCGCAGCCAGUUCCUGCAGGUCUUCAACAACUCACCCGAUGAGACCGCUUUCUACCGCCACGUCCUGAACCAUGAGGACGUCGGCAACUCCCUUAUCAUGAUUCAACCGACACUAGAUUCAUACUCCUUGGAGCACGAAGGGAGUCAACCAGUCUUGCUGGAUUCGGCUUCCAUCCAACCCUCACACAUCCUCCUUUUGGACACAUUUUUCCACAUUCUUAUCUUCCAUGGAGAGACCAUUGCCGAAUGGCGAAAGGCAGGAUACCAAGAUCAGGAGGGAUACGAGAACCUCAAGACCCUUCUUGAGACACCAAAGGAAGACGCGAGGGAACUUAUCUCUGAUCGUUUCCCGCUGCCCCGAUUCAUCGUUUGCGAUGCCGGUGGCUCCCAAGCGCGUUUCCUUUUGUCCAAGCUCAACCCAUCCACGACACAUACGACAGGAGGUUAUGGUGGAGGUGUGACGUCGCAGACAAUCUUCACCGACGAUGUUUCUUUGCAGACCUUUAUGGACCACCUUAUGAAGCUUGCGGUCACUGGAACGAACUAGGUGACACGAGGUAAUGGCGAUUACGAGAGCCAUAGGCGGCCCUACGUCGGUCCUCGGAUCGUGUGUAUCUUUAGCGGUGAUUUCUUUCGCUUUGUUACCCCGAAAUAUAUCAACUACGUACUCUUUAGAUUUGAGCUCUGUGUAAUAUUUACUGUUGAGGAAGGAGCGAAGGGCUUUCUGAGAUUUCCACAAGAGCCUCAUCUUCGAAAUGCUUCUUCGAACUUGAACAUCCUUCUUACCGUGAAUUGCCACUGUAUUAGCAUUUUAGUUCGAUAUAGAAUUACCAUCAUUCCUUUAAGCCCGAUUAUGUCACUGAUUGCAUAUCACGUGAUUAUGGGCUAUGCCCUAUUCACUUUCCAAAUCGGGAUGCUCGAAAUUCGGCGGGAUGGUCAAAAUUUGGCGGGCUCGCUUAGUCCUUUAGCUCCGUCCUGUCCAAACCGUUAAACUUCUGGGAGCUUUUCUUCUUCUUCUUCUCCGUGUCAACCCCUUCAACAACAGAACCAAGGCAGAUCGACAACCUUUCGCACUCGCCAUGCGUAAGUAUCAUCUCCUUGGGUUUAUUCGCCAUGGCGACUAACAUAUUUCCCAUUGGGUAGCUCCUAAGUUCGACCCCAAUGAG